AAGGAGGAGCUGAGAGUCUUCCGUGGCGGCUGUUGGAAACCUGCUCCUCAAAUAUAAAGAGAUGUUUUGCCUUCCAACCGCAAGCAAACACGGAAUCACAACCUCAUAGGAGGAGAUCAGAAACCGUACACACGGUUCUUCUCAUAACCAAAAGUGGUCAACCAGUAGGCUAAUAGCCUACAGCUCAACCAAUUUAGUCAGUUGAAGAGAUCAGAUCGUUACAAACGAAUUAUUUAUUCUAAGAAAGUUCUAUAUAUCUUAUGGAACGUAUUUCUUAAGGCGCAUUCCAUUGUAAUAUCAUCUAGCGAAUUGAGAGCAACUGAAGUUUUGUUGAGAGAGAGAGAGAGAGAGAGAGAGGAGAGUGCGCGGAGAGUGAGGAUGGCUGCAUUGAUCAGCGCGUACUCGUCUUGGCCGGAGAGCUUUGAGUGCUCGGCGGGAGAUGGGGAUGUGGCCGACGGACACGGCUCACACAGAACCCCCGUGGACAAGGCGUCGGAGCCGCGCAUCAGACGGCCCAUGAAUGCGUUCAUGGUCUGGGCUAAAGAUGAGAGGAAGCGCCUGGCUGCACAGAAUCCGGACCUGCACAACGCAGAGCUCAGCAAGAUGCUGGGCAGGUCGUGGAAGGCCCUGACCCCCCCUCAGAAGCGUCCGUACGUAGAGGAGGCAGAGAGGCUGCGGGUGCAGCACAUGCAGGACUACCCCAACUACAAGUACCGCCCCCGUCGGAAGAAGCAGCUAAAACGUAUCUGUAAACGUGUGGACCCCGUGUUCCUACUGGGCAGCCUGGCGGGCCCCAACCGGAAUUCCCUGCCCGACCCCCGGGGCCUCUGCCUCCCCUUGGGUUUGGAUAAGGAUGGGGAUGGGGUUAUUGGUGGCGAUGGAGGUGUUGGGUUCUUGACCGUCUCUUCCCCAAGCCCGGGGCCUCUACCUGGGGUUAGAUCCUUCAGAGACGUACCGUCCGGCUCCAGCUCCGGCAGCUUCGACACCUACCCCUACGGACUUCCCACCCCGCCUGAGAUGUCCCCUCUGGAUCACGCUCUAGACCACGACCACCCCUCUUACUACCCUUCCUCCUCCUCCUCUUCCUCCUCCUCCUCGUCCGUCUCCUGCCCCGAGGAAUGCCACCAGCAGCACCAACGUCAGGGACAGACCCCCGGAGGUGGAGGUGGGGGUCACAUGUGCCUCAGUCCUUCAUCCUACCACCCUGACUACACCCAGACCCAGACUUCCGUCCGCUGUGGUGGCUCCCGCUCCCACCUGGCCCACCUCUCCCACGUGUCCCAGGCCCAGUCCGGAGGCCUCAUCCCUGGGAAUCCUCUGUCCUACUACAGCCCAUCCUCCUGGUCCUCUCAGCUCCAGGCCCACCCGGGCUUCAAUCACCCUCACUUAGGUCACCUGUCCCCAGGUCACCAGCACCAGCACCACCUGGGUCAGCUCUCCCCUCCUCCAGAGCAGAACCACAGUCAUCUGGACCAGCUGAGUCAGGUAGAGCUUCUAGGGGAGGUCGACCGUGAUGAGUUCGACCAGUACCUGAACUCGACGGCGGCGGGCGCGGCAGCAGCGGGGGUGGGGAUGUUCCACUCCGAACAGGGAGGAGGGGGGAUGACUGUGACGGGUCACAUCCAGGUGACAUCGGCCUCAGCGCCGUCUUCUGAGGGCAGCGUCGUCGGGGAAACCAGCCUGAUCUCUGUGCUGGCGGACGCCACGGCAACGUACUACAACAACUACGGCAUCUCUUAGACGGGGGACGGGUUGCCGAGGUCGCCAUGCAGACGCCCACCGCUCCCGUCAUCACACCUGGAAAUGACCAGGGGACAUAUGUCUCAAGCCUUUCAGUGUAGUAGUGCUGAUCUAGGAUCAGA
Coregonus clupeaformis (lake whitefish) is the source of this 1862-nucleotide messenger RNA. RefSeq names its product SRY-box transcription factor 7 (gene sox7). Gene Ontology annotation, molecular function: DNA-binding transcription factor activity, RNA polymerase II-specific; RNA polymerase II cis-regulatory region sequence-specific DNA binding. The transcript has 2 exons. Bases 379 to 1740 code for a protein of 453 amino acids. The record is from RefSeq and is a predicted model, not a curated record. NCBI's taxonomy places the organism in Eukaryota, Metazoa, Chordata, Actinopteri, Salmoniformes, Salmonidae. Gene Ontology annotation, biological process: anatomical structure morphogenesis; cell differentiation; regulation of DNA-templated transcription.